Melanotaenia boesemani (Boeseman's rainbowfish) is the source of this 7111-nucleotide messenger RNA. RefSeq names its product kirre like nephrin family adhesion molecule 3b (gene kirrel3b). Gene Ontology annotation, biological process: synapse assembly; cell-cell adhesion. Gene Ontology annotation, molecular function: cell adhesion molecule binding. Gene Ontology annotation, cellular component: cell-cell junction. The transcript has 17 exons. The record is from RefSeq and is a predicted model, not a curated record. Bases 485 to 2827 code for a protein of 780 amino acids. Lineage: Eukaryota; Metazoa; Chordata; Actinopteri; Atheriniformes; Melanotaeniidae.
UCUUCCAGCCUCGCAGCCUCGAACUCAGCCUCAGCCACCGUGACAGCCAGGCAGAGGGCUGAGAGGCAGAGGAGAGAGGGAGUGAUGGAGGGAGGAGUCUGUAGCUCUACCCCCUGAAUGCUGUGUGAGUGGGAGAGUGAGAGAGAAAGAGAAGAAGGGAGAAUGAGGAACUGGGUGAGGGAGGGGGUAGGGGGGAGGCAAGUGAGGGCUGAAGACGCUGAGAAUGGAUGGGCAAUGAGAAACGGUGCGAGCGAGAGAGGAAGAGUGAGCGUAUGUAUUCUGAGAGUCAGCAGCGAGGACACAAAGUCUACAAGCUCACAUCACCAAGAGAGCGCACGAGGCAGAACUCGCAGCCGGCUACUCUGAAGACUAACACACAGAGGAAAGAGCCACGCAGAGAGACAGAGGAGAGGAAGAAUAAGCAGAAGAGGAGAAGGACAGAACACAGCCUUCCACUGGUUUUGCCCUCUCCACUCCCCCAGUCAUGAUCCCUUGGGUCCUUCUGGUCCUGUGGCUCCCUGGACACAGGGCGGAUGGCAUGUUUUCCCAGCAGCCACAGGAUCUGGUGGUGGUGGCAGGCCAGCCUGUGACGUUACCAUGCACCAUCCCUGGUUAUCAUGGCGUUGUUCUGUGGAUCAAAGACGGCCUGGCACUAGGAGUGGGCAGAGACCUUUCUGGCUAUCCACGUUACACAGUGAUUGGCGACCAUGGUUCAGGAGAGCAUCAUUUGCGAAUCCAGCGCGUCGAACUGAUGGAUGAUGCCGUGUUCGAGUGCCAGGCUGUCCAGGCUGCCAUGAGGUCCCGUCCUGCCCGGCUCACUGUGUUGGUUCCCCCAGAGGACCCAGUCAUCAGCGGCGGGCCGGUGGUGAGCCUAAGGGCUGGAGACCCACUUAACCUGACCUGCCAUGCUGACAACGCCAAACCUGCGGCCUCAAUCAUCUGGAUUCGCAAUGGUGAGGUCCUCAAUGGGGCCAUGUACUCCAAGGUAAGCACAGAGACCUUGCUCCGGGAUGGAAGGAGAGAAAGCACCAUGAGCACACUCUACCUAUCGCCAUCCAACAUCGAGACCGGCCAGCAGAUCAUCUGUAAGGCCUCCAACAAGGCCGUGCCCAAUGGCAAGGAGACCAGUGUCACGAUUGACAUUCAGCAUCUCCCACUUGUCAAUCUUUCAGUGGAGCCUCAGCCUGUUCUGGAGGGCAACCUGGUGAGAUUUCACUGCUCUGCAAAGGCCAACCCUCCUGUUACACUCUACAGGUGGGCCAAAGGAGGAAGCAUAAUUAAGGAGGUCUCGGGAGACACAUAUGAAGUUAUUGUGGACCACUCCUUCUUUACGGAGCCUGUUUCCUGCGAGGUUACCAACGCUCUUGGAAGCACCAACAUCAGCCGCAACGUUGAUGUUUACUUUGGUCCUCGCAUGGCUGCAGAACCUCAGUCCUUGCAGGUUGACCUUGGCUCUGAUGCCGUCUUUAACUGUGCCUGGACAGGAAAUCCAUCUCUCACCAUAGUGUGGAUGAAAAGGGGUUCUGGAGUGGUUCUUAGCAACGAGAACCUCCUGACACUGAAGUCUGUGAGACAAGAGGAUGCUGGGAAGUAUGUGUGUCGUGCUGUGGUCCCACGUGUUGGUGCAGGAGAAAAGGAGGUCUCUCUCACUGUCAAUGGGCCACCUACUAUAUCCAGUACGCAGACUCAGCAGGCUCUGCACGGAGAAAAGGGACAAAUCAAGUGCUUCAUUCGAAGUACACCACCACCAGACCGCAUUGCCUGGUCAUGGAAGGAGACUGUCCUGGAGUCUGGAACCUCUGGUCGCUACACUGUAGAGACUGUGAACACAGAAGAAGGAGUCAUUUCCACACUGACCAUGAGUAACAUUGUCCCGGCUGACUUCCAGACCAUCUACAACUGCACGGCGUGGAACAGCUUUGGCUCUGACACCGAGAUCAUACGCCUUAAGGAACAAGGUGGGAGCCAAGAAUCCCUCCCAGUGGCUGUGAUCAUCGGCAUUGCUGUGGGAGCCUUUGUGGCCCUUAUUGUCCUAAUGGGCACCAUCGGCGCGUUCUGUUGCACCCGCUCUCAGAGAAAGGAAGCACACCUGGUUAUGCCCUCACUGCCCGUCUCCAUCUGUGCACACCAGAGAGAACUUGCAAGCAAAAUUAAGACAGAAAAUCUGAAAGGAGUCGUGUCAGCAAAAAAUGACAUCCGGGUGGAGAUCGUACACAAGGACCACAAUGCAGCACGAGAAAAUGAAGAACACACCUCCAUGAAACAACUGAUGGUGAGUGUUGAGCGAGGAGAGUUCCAGCAGGAGUCUGUUCUGAAGCAGCUGGAGGUAUUACAAGAGGAGGAGAAGGAGUAUCAGCACAUUAAGGACCCUACAAAUGGCUAUUACAGUGUCAACACCUUCAAGGAGCACCACACUCCGACCAUGACAAGUAAUCAGACUGCCGAGGUGAGGAACCCCACCAACACGGGUACCCUGGGCAAGCAGAGGGUACCAACAGGCAUGUCCUUCACCAACAUCUAUUCCACCCUGGGAGCGGGCCCCAACCGUCUGUAUGACUACAGCCAGCGCUUCGUGCUGGGUAUGGGCAGCAGCUCCAUUGAGCUGUGCGAGCGGGAGUUCCAGCGCGGCUCGCUCAGCGACUCCAGUUCCUUCAUCGACACGCAGUGUGACAGCAGCAUCAGCAGCUACAGUAAGCCGGACGGCUACGUGCAGUUCGACAAAGACAGCAAGGCCUCAGCCUCUUCCUCCUCCCACUACUCCCAGUCCUCCUCGCAAAACUCUGACCUCACCCGGCCCCUCCAGAAGCGUAUGCAGACCCAUGUCUGACCACCAGGGAGGGAGGGUUUUUAAAUAUGGUGUAUCGAGCAGCGAGGAUUGUAAAACUACUAAAGAAAUGAACCACCAGGAGCCCCUGUAGUAUCAGCGUUACAAAGUGUUUCCUAUGGAUGCCCAAAGAUGCUGGGGCUGCUGGGCUGGACUUACUUACACUUAUCAAUGUCCCCAAAAAUAAGAAAAAAAAAAGAUAAAGGAUCUAGAAGCCUUACAUUUCCUUCAUGCUUAAUUUAUCAACUUUCUCCUUUUUCAACUCAUAAUACAGUUGUGCCACAGGUUUUUUUCCAACACAGACACAUCAGUUUGGUAUUCAAACUUCCGGACUUGAUCUAAGCAGUAAGAUUGUUAACAGAUCAGAGAGCAGGAAUACAAGACUAUGUGUGACAAUCGGCUCCCCUGGCAUGGACCAAAUUAGCUUAUUAGAGAUUGUCAUUCAGAAAAAGCAAGACUGCGGUGAAACACUCAGCACAAACUGCUUGACAAUAGUGCGAGCCAGUGUCCUGCUGCUCUCUUGUUGUUAGAAAGCACAACAAUGAAUGUGCAUGUGAUUUUUUUCUCUUUUCCUUUUCUUUCUUUUUUUUAUUCUUAAACUUGUUAAAGAAAUAACUUUUCCCCACCUUCCCUUCAAACACUGUGUGUUAAACUUCGUUUGUUAAAGUCCAUUCUCUUGUGUGGGUGGAAGAAAACUUUCCCUAUGCGCUAACAGAUGUCUCAAAUAUUGAAAAGAACAGCUGUCUUGGGGGGGUUUUUUGUCUAUUUUUCCUUCUCACUCUGCGACUGUAUCUGAGCUGCAAAGCUGAGCAGAUAAAAAAGGGGCUGAGAUGUUAUUUUAAAUCCCUGAGUCAUCAUUUCACUUUGACACUCUGAGAUAAAAGAAUAUCAGUGUACAGUACAUAUGUGACUGUAAUUUCUUUUUUAAACAUCUAAUUUCUGACUCUGAUUUCCCACAUGGAUGACUCUAAAUGAGACACGAGCGCCUCUUCUUGUCCAUAUCUACUUUGCCUUGAGGGUCUGUUUGAACUGGGUCAAUACAAACUUUGGCUGAGUGAGACAGACAAACACCAUCAGCUCUUCUGUGGACGGGGAGCUGCAUCCACGCUGAAUCCUGCUCUGAGGCAUUUGCAGCUGGAAGGUCCACAAAUUACAACUUGUGUUGCACUUGUGAGUUUCCCCUUUUAAUACCACACAUCAUCAUCAUAUCAUCAAUACUUAAGGGUACCUGCUGAAUGAAGCAUAAUAAUUAUAUUUUAGUUUCUUAUUGUUUGUUUUUCCCAUUGCUAGUGUCAGUAUCACUGCUCACACUGGAACUCAGUGCAUCCUGACUGGUUUCCUACCUGUGGCUACUUUGAAGCUAACGGGGGCAAUCUAAUGCUUUUUAACUGCACUGUUUGUUUUAUUCUCCACUCUAUGUGGAAUGUAUGAAAGCAGAUGUAUAAUCAAAUCACUGACACUGUUUUUGUUUGAGUUGAGACUGGAUACUGAGUACGAAUUUAACUCGCAGGAAAAAAUCACCAAUCUUGAUUCCUUCAUGUUUUGAUAAGAAGAGACAUUUGCUUUUCUCCAGCACUGAACGCAUUGGCGUUUUCCAAUUUGAAAAUUGUGCACAGCAGAUAAUGUAAAGCUACUGAGCAAGAAAAGUUUUUUUUUUUUUUUCUUUCUUUUGGCCUACAUGCAUUUACACACCUGAACGCUAUCACCUAUUGUUGUCGACCUUAUACUGUGUUAAAGCAGGCUCUCUCUGAAAAUGCCAGCUAUUUACAGAAGGUGUACAGCUGCGGUUUCAUUGUGCACUACAUCACAUUUGAUGAAAGCAUUCAAAAGCCUGGUGUGUCUGUGGAUUCUCAAGGUUUGUUCCGGCCAUGCUUCAUAAAAUCAGAUUGCUUGUGAUUUGAUCGGUUCUUUAAAAGAUAAAGAGGAGUUUCGGGAAGAACAAAUGGCUCAAAGACAGGACUGAAAAACAGUAGCUCAUCGUGUCAGUGUCAACUUUGUUUUGUGAAAUCAAACAAACAAAGUAUAAGUGGUUACUAAUCUUAUCUGUUCAGGUCAGGGGGUCUUUUUUCUUUCUUUCCAGUAUGUUGUGCAGCAGUCAUUGAACCAGGAUGAUACCGUGUGAGCCUAAAAACUAUGAAAUCUGCCUCAUAGCUCAUGAGAUACCAAGCAUGGUAUGAGAACAAAAGCAAGUUGUUGUUGUAAGCACUUUACAUAUGAUUAUGUUGGAGGCAUUUGAAAUGGGUUUUCCACUUGACUGGCAGUGGUUUGGACUAAUUUUACAAAUGGAUUGGCGCCCGUUGUACAGCUUAAGACAAAAAGCUCUGUUUCAAUGCUGAUAAUCCAGCUUGGCACUUAGCAGACUGUAUAUAAAUCUCUAAUGCUGUCAUAUUCUGUAUAUAUCUUUUUUUCUGGCUUUUUUUUCUUUCUUAUUCAGAUAUCACAACAGUAUAUUAGAGCUCAACAAAUACAUGGCAUCAAAACUGCACAGCCAGACAAUCAUUUUCUCUUUGUUUCCAUUCCAAAAAAAUGUUGCUUGUUUCUCACAAAUUACAGAGAAUGCCUGUGCAAGCAGUUUUCUCUCCCCCCUGAGAUCUCUGUACACCAAGCACACAUGAGGCUAUAGGACAAGCUUAGCUGGGACAGCUUUGAAGUGAGAUGCAGUAAGAGGUUAUUAUACUUUCAGCCGCUCAGAGAGAUGCCCAGUAAUUUAAUGCAUUUGGCACCAUGAUGACUGUCAAGUAUGUCUGUCUCAUUUCUUUAAGACAUAUAUUUUUCUUAGAAUUCAUGAGUGAAAGAUUUUUUUCCCUUGUUAUAGGCAGCAUUGCAUAAUGGGAUCUAAUUUGCAAGAGACAGGUGGGUUUCUAUUUAUGUUAUUUGCACACCAGAAUAUAAAACAUUAUUAAAUUGCAAACUUUGAGAAAGUCUCCACUUUUGUAACAAUACAAUUUUGCUGUCCUGUCCAAAAGGCAAAGUUUUCUCUAUUAACUGCAGCUUGUGUGCUGAUCCAAACAUAAUGCAUUUUCCCAGUCCAGAGAGUCUGCACACUGCACAGCAAACAGAUAAAUAUUUGAUAGGCACGCCUUCUGUCCCAUCCAACCCCCAAUGGCAACAUCUACAGUGGGCAUGAGAGCGUUACAGGAUGAGAGUGCCAUGUCAGUCCUUGGGAAUCAAAAGCCCAUGUGAGGACGGAGUGUGCCUGCUCACCUGUGGGCGGCUCGCCGGCUGGUGAUGGCGCCGUCUGUUCGCCUGGCUGCAAGCACCACACAGAUGCCAGGGCAUGACAGAUGAUUAAACACAGAGACCCGAAACAAUUACAAGAGGUUGCUGGCCCUUCCUGAUAAAACAGACCCACCCUUUCAGAGCAGAGGAUGUGUGGUACUUUAUUAUUCAGAGAUCCUAAGGACAAGCUUGUUAUACACUGGAUGAGAGCAUUACUGAGGUGAGGGACAGAAAUUAUGAACAGUGAAAACUGCUUUUAGAUGUAUAACAGCUUUUUUUUUCAACUGGCUAUAUAUUAUGUUUUGUCUAUGGUAUAACAAAGUUUGCUUUGAAUGAAUAAACUGGAAAAAUACCCAAAGAAAUGCUGAAUAUUAGGCUUAUCAAUAUCUUGGCUAUGCCUGCAAUGGGUGAAUUAAAUCAUGCUCUUUAAGGUCAUCCUCUGUGUAGGUGCUAAUGCCCAUGAUGGAACACAUUAGAGCUGGUGCCAUUUGGAAAUCACUGAAAUGUGUAAAUGCUUUCUCUCUUCAUGUCUAUUUUUUUUUUUUUUUUUAUUCUUACCAAUCAAUACCUUGUUAGUACUUUAAUAACAUGCAAGUGUAAGGCCUGGACUAAAUAGUAUUUGUAAUCCUCAUUUUUCUAUAGCCUUCAGGGCACAAUGGUAAUCAAUUGGUUUUUUGUUUGCAGUGUUACAUAAGUCACAAGAAAACUGAAAGCAUCACAGAAAAGCCUUUGAAAGUCAAAUGAGUACAGUUCUCUGUAAUUGGUUGAGUUGUUCUGUACAAAUAAUGCAAACAAGUUGCAAAUACUACAUGGCACAGGUCUGACAAGUACGUUUGAUGGUCAUUUCAAAAGUUUGUAUAAAUAGUAACCAUAAACACACAGUAAUUGUUAUAAUAAGACAAUGUGUAAAUGCAUUUUGGGUUAACCACUAUUUUUAGACAGUGGCCCUCUGUAUCUAAGAAAAAAGAAGAAAAAAAAGAAAACGGUUGUAUUUUAACUGUACUGGUCUGUGAAUCUAUGAUGCUUUUACUCUGUAUAUUUGGAGAAUAAAACUGAUGUUUGAGUUUG